UGCUGCUCGGUGACUGAUGGAAGUGACCUAACCCACCACCUAGUACCUCACACGUCCAGACAGCCGCAGAGCCGCCGGUGGCCACUUCACCGUGGGUGUGAACCAGGCACACAAUGCAAGCUAUAAGAAGAUCUGUCAGACUAGACCUUUUCUCCCCUCCCAGAUCAAUCACACACCGAGCAGCGGUAUCCUCUUCACUCAGUCGCCUCGCUCUGCCGAGACUACAGCUUGUCCAUCAUCACGCCCACCGGAGACCUCUCGCAACCAUGUCUGCUCCUACGAUCAAGUUGAACAACGGCAAGGAGAUGCCAAUUGUUGGUUUUGGUCUAUGGAAGGUCAACAACGAUACCUGUGCCGAUCAGGUCUACAAUGCAAUCAAGACUGGCUAUCGGCUAUUCGAUGGCGCCUGCGACUAUGGCAAUGAGAAAGAGGCUGGCGAGGGAGUCGCUCGUGCCAUUCAAGACGGGCUUGUGAAGCGUGAGGAGCUCUUCAUCGUCUCGAAGCUCUGGAAUUCUUUCCAUGACAAGGAGCGCGUCAAGCCUAUUGCCAAGAAACAGUUAGCCGACUGGGGUCUCGAGUACUUCGAUCUGUUCAUCAUUCACUUCCCCAUCGCCCUGAAGUACGUCGACCCAUCCGUGCGCUACCCACCUGGCUUCUUCGACGAGAAUGACAAGCUCUCGCUGAGCAAGGCGCCUCUGGAGGAGACCUAUCACGCCAUGGAGGAGCUAUAUGAUGAAGGAUUGAUCAAGGCUAUCGGCAUCUCCAACUACAAUGGCGCGCUGGUCCUCGACGUCGAGCGUUACGCGAAACACCUGCCACAAACGCUCCAGAUUGAACACCAUCCUUACCUAGUGCAGCAAGAUCUGCUCGACCUAUGCAAGAGCCGAAACAUUGCCGUCACAGCUUACUCCUCAUUCGGUCCGCAGAGCUUCCUCGAGCUGAACAUGCAAAAAGCCAAGGAUACGCCUCUGCUAUUCGAUCACUCUUCUGUAAAGAGCAUUGCGGACAAGCACGGUAAAUCGCCGGCACAGGUACUGCUAAGAUGGGCAACGCAGCGUGGUAUUGCAGUGAUCCCCAAAUCGAACAACCAGCAGCGUCUUGCGCAGAACUUGGACGUCACCAGCUUCAAUCUUUCCGAUGCUGAGAUAAAGCAGAUCUCAGAUCUGGACCAAGGACUGCGAUUCAACAACCCUCUGAAUUAUGGCGUGCAGGUACCGAUCUUCGCCUAGCCGCGCUGAAGUUGCAACCGUGGCCCUCAAUCGUUAGUGUAGACUAUGAGAUCAACACUUGAGCUGGGUGGGGGGGCGUUGAGACAGAUAGAUAGGACGGGUAUUGUUAUAUCUAGAGCAACGUCUACGAAGAAAAUGCGAUAUGCCUCGCGAUAGCAC
This is a messenger RNA of Sphaerulina musiva SO2202, 1388 nucleotides long. Its product is annotated as putative NAD(P)H-dependent D-xylose reductase xyl1. The transcript is spliced from 4 exons. The record is from RefSeq and is a predicted model, not a curated record. Gene Ontology annotation, molecular function: D-xylose reductase (NADPH) activity. Gene Ontology annotation, cellular component: cytosol. Gene Ontology annotation, biological process: D-xylose catabolic process. Bases 267 to 1229 code for a protein of 320 amino acids. Lineage: Eukaryota; Fungi; Ascomycota; Dothideomycetes; Mycosphaerellales; Mycosphaerellaceae.